ACUAGAUAGUGACCAGUACGGAGGGUUAUUUGAAAGAUCACAGACUUUGUUUCAGGAUGUGGUAGACAGAAUGACCGAAGGUUACCUAACUGGAUUGAACGCUGAUCACAUUAGCAGUGCUCUGAUCAACGAUGUCCUCAGUCUCCUUGCGAUCAUCCCGAUGACGAUCCGACCUAGCUCCCUUCGUGACGUCACUCAACAAAAUCUAGAGAACCUGACCUAUUCUCUUGUACAGGAGUUAUGUGGAUCUAAUUUUUCGAGUUCCGAAACGAUGAGAACACUUCGUCAACAAACCAAGCGUCAAAUUGUGUCGUGUGUUCUACCUAUCAGCCCCGUAACGGCGAACGUCAUGUUGGGGAUGAACUCUAUGAUAACCUCGGCUGACCCUAAUCCAUCAACUGUAGAAAAUCUGUUUGAUUCUAUAAACAUGUACUUGAGUGGAAUGUGUCAACAUCUUGUUGUUGGAGAAGAUCCUGCUAUCAUCUGGACCACUCUUGCUACUCUCCGAAGUGAGAAACUGGAGUUCGACCAUAUAGCUGGACAAAAUCUGACCUUAGCAUCAUUGGAUAACGGUCAGAAUAACCACUGGCUUGUUCUUGGUAGUCAACUUAUGGGUGCAUACCAAAUGUGGACUUGUGACACAAUCACGUGUUACGGUGCGUGUGUUGGUUCAGCAGAAAUCGCCCUUUCAGCAGCAGCUGUUGUUGGAGGAAGUACACUUGUGGGCUCCUUGUUAGAAAUUGGUCUUUACAACCCAGUCACUGGCCAACGGAUCCUGAUAGACAAACUCUCAACUCCAGUGACUUUCACAGUUCGAGUAGAGAAUUUGCAGAUUGGUAAUCGUGAAAUAAUCUUAUGUGGGAUGUUCAACCUUGCCACCAGAAGCUGGAAUACCGAUACUUGUGUUAAAACCAAUCUUGAUCUAAACACAGGAACCUUGACCUGUGAAUGUACUGCCCUCGGCUAUGUCGGGGCUGUACUACACGAUAGUGUAACCACUGACGAACCAACAACAAUUUUUACUACUGAGGAGUUAUUGUUUGAUGUCGAAACCCAAAGAACAACAAUUGAACCGACUACCACAGAUAUUUUCACAACUGCUGAAGAAACUGAAUCCACUACAACAAAAUUGCCCUCUACAGUGACUUACCUCGUGACAGAACGUAAGCUCCCUAGCACAGAACCACCCACAACCUUUGCCAGAGUCCCAACGACCAUCUUAACUCCGGUAUCUUCUCAGAACUCUUCAACAUCUCCCCCUCCUAUUGAUAUGUUCCUUAAACUUGCUGAAGAUUUUUAUGCCAUUGUUGGAGACCAAGAAGGUGCAUUCACAACACACCUUCUCCAUCAAAUAUCUAAUAUUAUGGGACUGCCCUACCCUGUUUCUCCUACUUCAGAAUCUCUCCAGGUAGUAUAGACGUCAAGUUUGGACUUGUUCCUUAUAAUAGUAACACUACCAUUGUCGAUGGAAAUAGUCUACAGGCCUCAACGAGUGAACUCACGCAAAAGAUUAAUAGUGGAGAAUUGAAACUUACCGAUCUGAACGGGAAUCAGUUAACCGUUGUUCAGCUAUCGUCAACGGCCACUACUACUGUAGCGCCACCUAAUAGUUUUUUGAACUUUACCCCCAUCAUCCUCGGUAUUGUAAUUGGAGUUUUCGUCUUAAUGCUCAUACUUGUUAUUAUGACAGCAAUGGUCGUGAAGCACUUGAGCAGAGCCACCUGUCGGGUGAUGCCUGAAGAAUCUGCUGGUAAACCGCCGUCCUACCGCGGUAUCCAUCACGAAGAAGCACUAUUUACAACAGCUGGUAGCUAUGGCUACAGUAACCGUCGACUGAGCGUUCCUUCAGCUCCGUUGUAUCGCCCACCAACUAAAUCUGAAAUUAACAAGACGCCACGUCCUCCUUCGUCAUUGCGAGAACGACUUAAACAAAACGACUUAAAGAUAGACGAAGAAGAUGUCGACGAAAGGGUUGAUAGGAGUAAACCUACUCCUGUAGAACCUUAGCUAACCAAGCACCUGGUGAUGAAAUCAGAAAGUAAUAUCUUUGCAUACAUACUGUUUAUUUUGUUUUUUGAUACAGUAUAAUUUUCUAAGAAAAACAUAAACUAGUUCACUUAUUGUGUGUUUAUUAUGUGCUAAGUUUCUCAAGUACACCAUGAACACUGUUAUUAGUAACUCCAUAUUCAAUGAACACUGUUAUUAGUAACUCCAUAUUCAAUGAACACUGUUAUUAGUAACUCCAUAUUCAAUGAACACUAUUAUUAGUAACUCCAUAUUCAAUGAACACUAUUAUUAGUAACUCCAUAUUCAAUGAACAUGUAUUAAUAAUUUCCUGUUAAUUGAACACUGUUACUCAUAGCUUCCUAUUCAAUGAACAUUGUUAUUAGUAACUCACUCCCUACUCAGUGAACACUGUUAUUAAUUAUUAACUUCCUAUUCAGUAAACACUGUUAUUAGUUUUUAUUGAAAAAACUUUAAUUUCUUUCCAUUGUUAAAUGUCUUAACCACCAGAGAACAAAUAUCAUGUUCAGUCUGACUCUACAUAUAUACAGUUGAAACAGGUAACAAGUAAAAACAAAUCGCACAAGUUUUUAUGUAAAAAAUAACCUCGUGUGUCUCAAUAGUCUGUCUAGAAGAAUUUAAACAAAAAAAAUAUAAAAAAUAUGUGUGCCUUUUUAUGUAAUAACUUUACGUCAUCAAACACAAGAAAAUAGGUAAACUAAGAGUGCUGAAUACAUGUAUUAUAUUGGAUGGAAUUUUCAUUUAUAUUCAUAAAUAUUUAGAAUAAUAUAUAAAUAUAAACAUUUUAUUGAGUGCGUUAUGUUUUAUUUUCGGAAUUCAACAUGAAUAAGAGCGACUUUGUACUGGGUUUUAAAAA
Messenger RNA from Limulus polyphemus (Atlantic horseshoe crab), 2881 nucleotides. RefSeq lists its product as uncharacterized. Lineage: Eukaryota; Metazoa; Arthropoda; Merostomata; Xiphosura; Limulidae. The record is from RefSeq and is a predicted model, not a curated record. The coding region runs from base 71 to 1417 and encodes 448 amino acids. The transcript has 11 exons.